AUGAUUCAAGAGCUCUUUGCAGGAAACACUACAACACUUAUCGGAGGAGGAGAUAAUAAUAUUUCAAAGCUAUCUAAUAUUACUCCUUCUUCCUCUCCUAUUUCUUGUACUACUUCUAAUUCCAAUAUCCCCCCUGCAGCUGCAAGUGCAAAUGCAAACUCGGAAAAUCUUAGAUGUCCGCGUUGUGAUUCCCCAAACACUAAGUUUUGUUACUACAACAACUACAAUUUAACUCAGCCUCGUCAUUUCUGCAAGACUUGUCGACGUUAUUGGACUAAAGGAGGCGCGUUACGCAACGUUCCUAUAGGUGGUGGUUGCAGAAAAAACAAGACCAUCACUACAGCAAAAUCAACUGCUGCAAAAUUGAAAAAUUCACUUCCGUUUGAGUUGAUUGGAAAAUCAGGCAUUUUUGGAGAGUUUGAGCAGGAAAUAAUACCUUCCAAUAAUAACCCUUUUCUCUUUUCCUCACCUCAUCAGAAUCAUAAUCCCAUUCUUUCGUUACUUGAAGGAAAUCAUCAUAGCCUUAAUUUUGUUAAGGAUGAGCACAAAUCAAUUGGGUAUAAUCAAUUUCCUCCCAACAACGGUUUAUGGAAAAAUAAUUAUCAGGAAAAUGUUAGUAGUAUAGUUGGUGAAGUGCAAAACAGUAGAGGAUUUCAAGAGUUAUAUCAAAGGCUAAAAGCGUCAACAAAUCGAUGUUAUCCGGAUUCCAUUCAUGGACCAUCAUCAUCAUCAUCGUCAAUGAUUUUGGAUUCGGCUGCAGUGGCUGGAGGAGAGUUGGGUUUCUGGAACCCGACCCUUUCAACAUGGUUGGAUCUGCCAACAGCAAAUGGUGCAUAUCUUUAA
Solanum tuberosum (potato) is the source of this 843-nucleotide messenger RNA. Its product is annotated as dof zinc finger protein DOF3.5-like. Gene Ontology annotation, biological process: regulation of DNA-templated transcription. Gene Ontology annotation, molecular function: DNA binding; DNA-binding transcription factor activity. Bases 1 to 843 code for a protein of 280 amino acids. The record is from RefSeq and is a predicted model, not a curated record. NCBI's taxonomy places the organism in Eukaryota, Viridiplantae, Streptophyta, Magnoliopsida, Solanales, Solanaceae. The transcript has a single exon.